Molecule: messenger RNA, 3507 nt
Organism: Delphinapterus leucas (beluga whale)
Lineage: Eukaryota; Metazoa; Chordata; Mammalia; Artiodactyla; Monodontidae
Source: RefSeq, a predicted model, not a curated record
GAGACGCCGCGCUCCUCCUGGAGGAGGCCGCCGGCCCGGCGAGCCGAGCGGCAGCCCGCGGAGUCGGGGGCCCCGAGGUGAAGCUGCGCGCGCGGUGGGGCCGGGGACCCACAGGGGAGGGUCCCGGGGCCGGAACGGGGCCGGGGGCGCGGGCUUCCACACUGGAAGGUGCCGAUGCCGGAGCGGGGCGGAAGGGCGCGGGGCUUCUGCAGUGAGGGCUCCGGGCCGGAGCGGGGACAGGAGACGCAGUAGGAUCUACACCGGGGGGUCCCGAGGCCAGAGGGGAGACGGCGGGCGGACGCGGCGGGGAGAGAGACCUACGCUGGAGGCUCCCGGGGCCGUAGCGGGGACAGGGUGUCUACACCGUGAGAUCCUGGGGCGGGGACGGGAGGCGCGCGGGGGUCUACACCCGAGCGUCUGGGCGGGCCCAGGACAACGGGGGCGCAAGCACCUGUUCCAGAGCGGCGACAGUCGGGCGCGCGCGGUCUCUACUCGGUUGCGCAGGGGGCUGGGGCCAAGGAGAUUGCAGGAGGGACAUUUAAGCGCCCCUCCCCCACCCCCCGGCCACCGGAGCGGCGGGCGGGGCUGGGCUGGGCGCCGCCCCCGGCCCCCAGUCAGGCUCCAAGUCCCGCGCUGGGCCGGCGCCCGGCCGCAGGCGCGCGCGGGCUCCGCCAGCUUCGUGCGCUUUCAUGGAGGUCUGGGCGGCCUUGGCCGGAGCCUGGUUCCAGCUGCCGCCCCGUCUGUCUGUGUCGGAUCUGCAGGAGCCCAGAACAUCCCUCCCACCUUUUAUUUUCCCUGGUCCUUGACUCUGAAGACCCCAGUUGUCUCUCCCUCUUCCCGUAUCCUCCGGACGCAGGGACUUGGGUCUGGACACCUGUUGGAGCUCGUCCUUGCCCAGGGCAGAGCCGGACGGCUGCUGGAGACUCUGACCGCUGCACCUUCACCACAGCCCAGACCCUUGGCACCAAGUUCGGCUACGGGAUUAGGGGUGGACAUGGUUCGCACCCGUCGUGAAGCCCGCCCCCCUCUCGAUGACCUGGUAGCCAGCACCGUGCGGAUGUCUUGUUUUCCGACGGCCCAGCCUCCGGACCCUGGUGUGGCGCAUGGGGCCAUGGCCCUGCUCCCCGGGCCCGCGGAGCCCCCGGGCCCCGAGCCCCCGGUUGGCGGCGGCGGCGGCGGCAGCGGCGGCGUUGGCGGGGCCCGCGCCCGGCACGUCAUCAUCAACGUGGGCGGCUGCAGGGUGCGCCUGGCCUGGGCCGCGCUGGCCCGCUGUCCCCUGGCGCGCCUCGAGCGCCUCCGCGCCUGCCGCGGCCACGACGAGCUGCUGCGCGUGUGCGACGACUACGACGUGAGCCGCGACGAGUUCUUCUUCGACCGCAGCCCGUGCGCCUUCCGCGCCAUCGUGGCGCUGCUGCGCGCCGGGAAGCUGCGGCUGCUGCGCGGCGCGUGCGCCCUGGCCUUCCGCGACGAGCUGGCCUACUGGGGCAUCGACGAGGCGCGCCUGGAGCGCUGCUGCCUGCGCCGCCUGCGCCGCCGCGAGGAGGAGGCCGCCGAGGCGCGCGCGGGGCCGGCGGAGCGCGGGGGCCCCGGCAGCCCGGCNNCGGCCUGCGCCCCUGGGUCCGGCGGCGGGCGGCUGGCGCGCGGCCGGCGGCGCCUGCGCGACGUGCUGGACGACCCGCGCUCGGGCCCGGCCGGCAAGCUCUUCGCCUGCGUGUCCGUGGCCUUCGUGGCUGUCACGGCGGUCGGCCUCUGCCUCAGCACCAUGCCCGACAUCCGCGCCGAGGAGGAGAGGGGCGAGUGCUCCCCCAAGUGCCGCAACCUAUUUGUGCUGGAGACGGUGUGCGUGGCCUGGUUCUCCUUCGAGUUCCUGCUGCGCUCGCUGCAGGCUGAGAGCAAGUGUGCCUUCCUGCGGACACCGCUCAACAUCAUCGACAUCCUGGCCAUCCUGCCCUUCUACGUGUCGCUGCUCGUGGGCCUGGCGGCGCAGCCGGGUGCAGGCGGCAACAAGCUGCUGGAGCGCGCGGGGCUGGUGCUGCGGCUGUUGCGCGCGCUGCGCGUGCUCUACGUGAUGCGCCUGGCGCGCCACUCGCUGGGGCUGCGCUCGCUCGGCCUGACCGUGCGCCGCUGCGCGCGCGAGUUCGGGCUGCUUCUGCUCUUCCUCUGCGUGGCCAUGGCCCUCUUUGCGCCACUCGUGCACCUGGCCGAGCGCGAGCUGGGCGCACGCCGCGACUUCUCCAGCGUGCCGGCCAGCUACUGGUGGGCCGUCAUCUCCAUGACCACCGUGGGCUACGGCGACAUGGUGCCACGCAGCCUCCCCGGGCAGGUGGUGGCGCUCAGCAGCAUUCUCAGCGGCAUCCUGCUCAUGGCCUUCCCGGUCACCUCCAUCUUCCACACCUUCUCGCGCUCCUACUCAGAGCUCAAGCAGCAGCAGCAGCGCGCCGCCAGCCCCGAGCCCGCCCUGCGCGAGGACAGCACGCACUCCGCCUCUGCCUGCGCCUCCGCCGCGGAGGACGACGGCUCGCAGGGCCCCGACGGUGCCGGCCCGGCCGGGGACUCCGCGGCCGGGCUGUGGGCAUCCGCGGGGCCGCCCUGACCCGGCGGGGACGCGGCACCGGCGAAGAGGCUGCUCUCCUGGAGCUCCAGGACCAGAACCGCAUUCUCGCCUCCCGCCGCGCACGGAGGGACGGGAACGACUUUGGGGGCCCGGCUCCCUUUGCCGUGCAUGUUGCUCGCCCCGCACAGCCCAGAACUUGGCCCGGGGCUGACCCCGGCCUGAAUCGGGGGUCACAGCCAUCCUGUGCUUUGAAAGAGUUGAACUCCAAGGAGCGUCACCAGCCUGUCCUCCGCUUUCCUUUUGUCUCUGGACUUUUGACUCCGUGAUGGCCAGCUAAAAGUAAAUUCAGCGAUCCCAGAAGCUCCAAGCCUGUAGCUCAUCCCCAGGCCUCACCUUGACCUUCCCCUGCGCGUCACUGGUGGGGCGCAGUGGGGGUGGGGCGCAGUCCCUUUCUGCGCCCGCCGUGUCACCCACAGUGGGCCAUGCCCAUCAGAGGGGGUCUCCUCAUCACGUCUGCAGAAGCCCACAUCGUUGCCAAGCUAUAGGGACAAAGGUGUGACACUGAUGCUCACAGCACGCCAGUUCCUUCAGGGGAGGGAGGUCCCAGCCCUGACCUCUGACCUCCCUUCCCCGGCACAAGCUCCGUGGGGAUCUUCCGGGAUCCCUCCUCAUGGGUUCGCCCCUGAAAAUGCCCGGCAAAGCUGAAGGCCUGCACAUCAGCCGGCCCCACCCUCCCCUCGGGCGCCCCGCCCGGGGUGACUGAGCUGCUUCUCUGGAGGCCGGAGGAAUCUAUGCUCAUCACAUCGCUCGCUCGUCACCCAGCACGGCUGGUCGUCCGGGAAGAACCGCUUCCUCCUGCGGGGCGGGGAGGCCUUGCCGAUUUUCCCUCCAAGGGUUCGGUCAGCGGUGGAGUAACCCAAGGCAGCUGUCCCCUGUCCUCCCUCCGCCCCCCC